This is a messenger RNA of Phyllopteryx taeniolatus (common seadragon), 2024 nucleotides long. RefSeq names its product RAB10, member RAS oncogene family (gene rab10). Gene Ontology annotation, molecular function: GTPase activity; GTP binding. The transcript has 6 exons. The record is from RefSeq and is a predicted model, not a curated record. Bases 540 to 1145 code for a protein of 201 amino acids. Gene Ontology annotation, cellular component: recycling endosome; Golgi apparatus; insulin-responsive compartment. Lineage: Eukaryota; Metazoa; Chordata; Actinopteri; Syngnathiformes; Syngnathidae. Gene Ontology annotation, biological process: cellular response to insulin stimulus.
AGACGACGGCAGUCGUCUUACUUUAAGUUCUUAAUCUCUCCGGGAAAAGAAAGCUCAGCAACUUUGCGGAGUCGGUGAAUUUGCUACACUUUCACCUUGUUUCUAUUCGAAGGUUUCUCGGUUGAGCUUGUGGCCGGGCACUGGAAUGACGGGGUGUGCCGAGAAUUUGAAUUAGCUCACCGUUAGUAUGAAGAAAGAGUGAGUCUGGGUAGAGAGAGGAGCCAUUUUGUCCCGACUGUGUGGGAGAAAAGAAAGAGUGGAAAAGAGGAAUCGCGCUGGAGGACCUCACGUUGUCGCUACCUUUUCUCGCGCUUUCAAGAGGGACACAGUCGGGCUUUUGGACUAUAACUUCUCUGACGCGUUUUAUUUUGUGGUGGUAUUUAGCCAACUAGCUUGCCAAAGCUAAUCAACAAAUCCCAGGUUUUCAAAAUCGGGGCAGUUGGUCAGGUUGGCUUCGGAGCUGGCUUCAGACUUCACAUAGUCGUGUUAGGAGAUUUUUUUUUUUUUGUAUCAGUGCAGGUGCAUACUCACUAGUUUCAAUGGCUAAGAAGACAUACGACUUGCUAUUCAAGCUGCUUCUCAUCGGAGAUUCGGGCGUGGGGAAGACCUGUGUGCUGUUCCGCUUCUCUGACGACGCCUUCAACACAACCUUCAUCUCCACCAUAGGAAUCGACUUCAAGAUCAAAACUGUGGAACUACAAGGAAAGAAGAUCAAACUACAGAUCUGGGACACAGCCGGACAGGAACGGUUCCACACCAUCACCACCUCCUACUACAGAGGAGCCAUGGGCAUCAUGCUGGUCUAUGACAUCACCAACGCCAAGAGCUUUGAGAAUAUCAGCAAAUGGCUGCGCAACAUUGAUGAGCAUGCGAAUGAAGAUGUUGAGAGAAUGCUACUAGGGAAUAAGUGUGACAUGGAGGACAAGAGGGUGGUACCAAAAGCUAAGGGAGAGCAGAUUGCGAGGGAGCACAGCAUUAGGUUUUUUGAGACGAGCGCCAAGGCCAACAUCAACAUCGAGAAGGCCUUUCUCACGUUAGCAGAAGACAUCCUCAGAAAGACGCCUGUAAAGGAGCCUAACAGUGAAAAUGUGGACAUCAGCAGCGGAAGCGGAGUGACUGGCUGGAAGAGCAAGUGCUGCAGUUGAACAACUCGCAUCGACACAUACACGCACUCACACACACAUGCACGCACGACACCCUCUCUUUCUCUAACUCUCUCACCCUCUAACCUGUCUCAUGAGUUUUCUUGCACACUGACACUCUUUAUCAGAAUAAAAACAUAAACCACUUCAUCCAUUCGUCUAACCCCCACCGCCCCCUCCAUCUUCUUCCACUUCCGCCUGAUGAGCUCCACUUGUUUCUUGUUUAGUUUUAAAGAUUAUAAAAAAAAAAAAAAAAAAAAUUAAAGACAAGCUCAUAUUUGUAAUAUUAAAAUAUUUCCUUUGCCUGAGCUCACCGCUUAUCAGCACCCCCCUCCCCCAACAGCGACCAUGACAUGAUGUCCCCCUCCCUCUUUUCGGACACUCAUUGUCUCCUCAAGUGUUUGCUCAAUUACAAUUUGUUACCAAGUGACAGAGGUGUGGCGAGCUCCUUUUCUAAUGCGGGGUUUCUUUUUGUCCUGUGCCUUAUAUGGAAGACAGGGGCGGGGCUGUGUCGUGGGCGGAACCACAUCCACCCAUUGAAAUUACACUUUACUAAAUCAUUGUCAGUUUGCGCUUCCUGCGCGAAAGCAAACUGAUGCAGAAGCGUUUGAAUUUCUCCUGCAGCCAAGAGAACGGCAUUGUCCUGUUUAUCCAUGUCUCAUUUUUACCUGUAUGAUUUUUUUUUUGUUAUGUUUUUCUCUUCCCAAUUUGGGUUACUUUUUCAGUUUGUUUCCUGCAUGCAGAUUUCUUUGGGUUGGAAGCGUUUCUGUAACAUUAUGUAAGGUAUGCCACUGGGUAACUUUGGGUGGGAGGUUCACAAGUUCUCUUUGGAAAUUCAAACAGUUUUGCAGAUCCAUUAAAAAUAAGCUUGUUUAAGUUAAA